Erythranthe guttata (spotted monkey flower) is the source of this 564-nucleotide messenger RNA. RefSeq lists its product as uncharacterized. The record is from RefSeq and is a predicted model, not a curated record. NCBI's taxonomy places the organism in Eukaryota, Viridiplantae, Streptophyta, Magnoliopsida, Lamiales, Phrymaceae.
AAAAGAACGAAAAAAAAAAAAAAAAUGAAAAAUUGAGAAGAGUAUUCUGUAGUUCGUGUAUUCUGAGUUCCAGCCAUGAAAGACUACGAGAUUGAAGAGAAGAAGCAAGCUGCUGCAGAUGUCCUCUUUCAAUAUUCAAAAUUUGCUCUUGCAUGUAUUGGAAAUCAGGUGCGGCCAUGCGACUUACGGAUGCAUUUAAUGAAGGAAAUAUCUGGUUUGCCUACAUCGUUGAAAAAGACAUCAGCGAAUGCAGCUGCUGCUUCGCCUGAUGUUAUGGGAGAAUCUUCGAGCUCUGCCACUGCCAGAGUUGAUAAUAAGGCUGACGUUUUUAGAGCAGAGUAAGAGUAGCAUACUCUACCAGUGCUUCUAAUAUCAACCAUCAUGUUUUGUUCAUUUGUAAAUGUUCUAUUUGUCGUAUCAAAUCUUAUUCAGCCGUUUUAGCAGGUUGUUAUUUCUAUAUCCGUAAAGGAUAUAUAUAAUUGGUUUUUAAGUUGUGUUGAUCGAUUUCCACUUUUCUGGUAUCAGUUAUCACUCGCGAAUAGUAAUGGAUUUUUUUUUUUUCUU